Molecule: messenger RNA, 2661 nt
Organism: Cyprinodon tularosa
Lineage: Eukaryota; Metazoa; Chordata; Actinopteri; Cyprinodontiformes; Cyprinodontidae
Product: dual specificity protein phosphatase 22-B-like
Exons: 7
Coding region: 308-913 (201 amino acids)
Biological process (GO): positive regulation of JNK cascade; regulation of cell population proliferation; transforming growth factor beta receptor signaling pathway
Cellular component (GO): cytosol
Molecular function (GO): protein tyrosine/serine/threonine phosphatase activity
Source: RefSeq, a predicted model, not a curated record
UCUAAAUAUAAACAUCCCAGCAGUGUGCUCCACUACUAAGGUGACAUUAUGCAAUACUUAUCAACAUGCUACUGGUGAAAGAUCUCUUAGCGUAUGAGCUGUGGACGUGUCAAAGUCUUUGUGAUAUUUUGGUUGACCCCGAAGAAGUUAUCAAGGAUGGUUGGAGGACAGUGAGACGCAGCUCGUCAUUUGAGACCAGUGCUGCUGUAGAGCAUCAGGAUUUUCUCCCAGAGGCAGAAAUCUGGAGAUAAAGACCUUACAAAUUUUCUUAGACCUGAAAUUAUUCACAUAAGACAUUUAGUCGAGGAUGGGUAAUGGAAUAAAUAAGAUCUUACCAGACCUUUAUCUUGGCAAUGUUAAAGGUAAGUCAUCAUAUGCACGAGACCGGGAUCUGCUGGCGCGGCACAACAUCACUCACAUCCUCUCGAUCCAUGACACAGCUGCCCCCGUCCUGGAGGACAUGACUUAUCUCUGUAUAUCCGCUGCUGACCACUCAAAGCAAAACCUGAUUCAAUACUUUAGGGAGAGCAUCAUUUUUAUCCAUGAGAGCCGACUGAAAGGACAGGGCUGCCUUGUACACUGCGUGGCAGGAGUGUCCCGCAGUGUCACUCUGGUGGUCGCUUACAUCAUGACGGUAACGGGACGAGGCUGGGUGGAGUCCCUGGCAGCCAUCAGGGCGGCCCGGCCAUGUGCAGGUCCCAACCUGGGCUUUCUGAGGCAACUGGAGGAGUUUGAAAACACAGAACUGGCAGAGUAUCGAGCCUGGUGGAUGGAACAGUAUGGGAAGAACUCCUUUAAUGAUGAAGAGGAAGUUCAGAAUCUUUUAAAUAAAAAAUCUAGCAGCAGUCUGGGGAGCAGCAGCAGCUCUGCUUCUGCCAACAUCCCCCAAGCUCUGGGAACAGGUCACACCUGAAGAGAGACUCUCUGCCCUCAUCUUCCUGGUCCUGAGGACUGAUCUAAGGACUGCUGGCAUUGCAUCAGCAGGAACAUUUAUCCAGGAUUUCUCGCGUGAGGACGAAUGGUUGAAUCUGGUGUGUGUACAAUAGCCGGGGGAUUUCAUACCCCUGUUGUCAUGUCAUGUCUUGGCCUCCAACUGUCAAAACAACAUGCAAGGGCAGCCAAGCGUGUCCCUAAAGAAGUAUGUACAUGAAGUCCUGAGUGUGAGCACACAUUUAGCAGCAUACACUCCCCCCAUCAGUUAUGUUAUGCUGUGUCUUGGACUUAAAUUAUGAGUAUUAGUUUCUAUGCAGAGUAGAAACUAAGAAACUUUGUAUUUCCCAGCACAAAUAUCACAGUUUUUUUUUCUUACCUAAAAUACUAUCAAUAUUCUUUGAACUGAUCUGAAUGGUCAAAAGUUCAGUAACUGCAGGCUCCACCUAAAAAAAACAAAAUAAUUAAUUCUUUGUUGUGUAGAUAAAGUGCGAUUGAUGUUAACUUUCAUCCAGGAGGUGAAAAUAGUUCAGAACUUUUAAGUUAAAAACUGCUGAGGGAGCUAUGAUUUCAUUUCGAUCAGCUUUGUUCAUAUUUGACAUUUUAGAAGUUACCUGCUUUUGAAACAUCAGAAUUUAAGAUGCAUUAAACGUUUUUUGUUUUUUGUUUUUAUUACCAGUACCUUGUACUAUGUACUCAUAAUUCUUAGACAAAACUAACCCCUACAUUUCAGGGUUAUUUUACUGGGACGUUAUAUUAUAUACAUGAUUGUGAAGCAGAAGGGAAAAUAAUGGAAUUUUAUUAUCUUUUUCUAAAAGCAGCACAUUUUGUUGUGGGUAGAUGCUCAGGUCUUCUGAUAUAUUCUCACCCAGCUUUGAACAUGGGGAGAUUAUUUUCAAUUCUUCUCUACAAAUGGACAGGUAGUAUCUGGAGAUGGGCUCUGAACAUCAAAUUUUCAGAUUCUAAAUCAGAUUUUUUUUCCCUCUAUACUUUGACUGGUGUUAGGAUAAUUAUUAUUGAAGAUGUGUGAGUUUAUCACACCUUGGUAUGGGCUAUUCUAACACUUUAUAACUUUCCAUUGAAGCUCUUAUUGCCAGUUUGGAGCAGGCAUGUGCAGUUGGCCUUCAAAGGCCACUAUCCUGCAGGUUUUUACAUGUUUUUCUCUUUCAGCAUACCUGAUCAAGAUUAUUUUAGUUUAGUAAAAGCCUGUUAAUCAGCAAUUAAUGAAAAAAAUGCUUUGCUGAAGUUAGAAAACAUCUAAAACCUGCAGGGCCUAAUAGGACCCCUACAGAAACCCUAAAUUCCAAUUAACUCCAACCUUUUUAUCCAUCCCUGCUGAGGAAAGGAUUCCCAUAACAUUAUUUUCCGGCCUUGUAUCAUCAUAAGGAUGAUCUUUUCAGGGGAAUAUAUAGUGUUAAUUUUUCUUCAUAUAACAUUUCACAUGUAGAUUUUGAGUUUAAUUUUUGUUCUCAUCCGAUCAUAUUGUUUAAUCCGAACCAUGACUAAUAGUUUUCAUUUUAAACAAUUCUCCUACUUGAGUUCUUGAUAUCUCCAGCCGGGCCACCUGGCUGCUUUUCUGAUUAAUAGUCUUCUUACCCAUCCUGUUGUUCCUUCCAUACUGUUUCUAUUUCCAAAUGAUGAAUCAAAUCGUAUCAGGAGAUGUUCACUGCUUAGGAUAUUGUUUUAUAAUCUAACCCUGCAUUAAAAUUUCUUCUCAACAUUCUCCCCCAA